Paramecium octaurelia is the source of this 1712-nucleotide messenger RNA. Lineage: Eukaryota; Ciliophora; Oligohymenophorea; Peniculida; Parameciidae. The record is from the annotation of a GenBank genome assembly.
AUGAAAUCAUACACGAUUGACAAAGACUUGGGACAAGGAACAUUCAGCAAGGUUAAAUUGGGGAUUCACAAACUAACAGGCGAGAAAGUAAUAACAUUAUCCUUAAUUGAAUUUAGGUGGCCAUAAAAAUCAUAGACAAGACCAAAUAAUAGGAGUCAGAUUAUGUUAGGAUUCAUCGUGAAAUCUCAAUCCUGAGGAAAUUGAGACACCCUAAUGUGGUGUAAUUGUUUGAAGUAAGCCAUUUGCAUAGUAGAUUGUCGAAAGUGACACUAAGUUAUACAUUGUUACUGAGUAUGCUAGUGGGGGAGAGCUCUUCGACCAUAUCGUAAGCAACAAGCGUCUUGAGGAACGUGAAGCUGCUAGACUGUUCAUCCAAUUAAUACAUGCAGUUACUUAUAUUCAUGAGCAUUAAAUCGUUCAUCGGGAUUUGAAACCAGAAAAUGUACUCCUCAACGAAGGCACUUUAAAAGUAGUUGAUUUUGGAUUAUCCUCGACCUAUCAGACUGGGUAGAAAUUGAAAACCCCCUGUGGUAGUCCGUGUUAUGCUGCUCCUGAAAUGUUGCAAGGCCUUUCUUAUGAUGGUCUAUUUACUGAUAUUUGGUCCAGUGGAAUCAUUUUAUAUGCAAUGAUAUGUGGGUAAUCUCAUUUUCAUUAAUUUGCAGAUGUGUCCCUUUCGAAGAUCAAAACACCAAGAGAUUAUAUGAAAAGAUCAAGACUUCUGAUUUCCAUUUGCCUAAGCAUGUUAGUUUAUAGGCUGGCGAUUUGCUCAAAAAACUAUUGAUGAAGGAUCCAGCACAACGAAUCACCUUACAAGAAAUCAAGAACCACGAUUUUAUCAAAUUUGCUGGCAAAUAUUCCAUUCCUCAACCUCUCAAGAUUGACAAUGACAUUGUUCAAUAAAUGGUUCAAUUUGGUUUAUCCACUCAAUCUGAAAUUAUUGAGAUGAUUCAAGGCAACAAACAUAACCAAAUAACAACAAUCUAUUACCUGUUGUAAAAUAAAAACCCUCAAUCCCAAUCGUAAUUCUCAUCGUAAACCUUCAAUAAAAUAACAUCCCAACUCAUUUCGUAGGUACCACCACACAAUGAAAAUGCUCCUUGUGUAUUUAAAAUCAAACUCAAGAGCAAAUCACCUUAUCAAUAACAAUAAAACGAUGUUACUUUAGAGCACAUUCCCUAAUCUCCAAGAAAAACUCAUUUGGAAAAUCAACACAAUAUUUCCAUCACAAAAAAAAUGUAUUCAUUUCAUGUCUAUUCCUUAGCCGAAGCAAGACCAGAUCACAAGAACCCAUUCAAAAACGAGAGCCCUCACUCAACAACCAAUAACCACUCUCAAAGUAAACAAGACAAGUGCACAUCGGAGAAUUCUUCAAGAAAACUGACCAGGAAGUUAAUCAAAGACAAAGUGUCAUCCCUCAAGGAUAUAAUAAAUUCAUUAUCACUGAACGUGUCAGCAUCCAAAACAAUAUAUCCAUAUCCAAAAUACCCUCUAGAUAAGGGAGAUUGUCAUUCAAAAUAGAACAAAAACCUUUGCAGACUCAACCAAACGAAAGCAUCAAAGAUGGCAAACAUUAAAAAUCUACCUCAAAUACUAAGAAGGCAACUGAACUUAGUUCUAACCAAAAGCUAAUCUAAAUGGAUUCGAUAGCUACACAAAUUUAAAAUAAUAUUCAGAAUAGGUUUCUAAUUUACAAGAAGAAAAUCAAGUAAUGA